GACCACGAUGGGUCCCACAUCAAGGGGCUUUUGAUCAACCUGCUGCACUCCUGCUGGCCCUCCCUGCUCAAGCACCCCUCCUUCCUCCGCGAAUUCAUCACCCCAAUCGUCAAAGCCACCGGGCCCAGAGGCCGCACACUCGCCUUCUAUACCAUACCUGAGUACGAGGCUUGGAAACGGACCUUAGGCUCGGACGCGAGGCAGUGGAAGGUGAAGUACUACAAGGGUCUGGGCACGAGCACGCCUAAAGAAGCGAAGGAGUAUUUCGCACAGCUGGACCGGCACAGGAAGGACUUUGAGUGGGGGGGGGAGGGCGACGGGGAGCGGAUCGAGAUGGCGUUUAGUAAGAAGGCGGUGGAUGCCCGGAAGCAGUGGCUGCGGUCCUAUGAGCCCGGCACGUACCUGGACCAGACGGCGCAGCGCAUCAGCUACAGUGACUUUGUGGACAAGGAGCUCAUCCUCUACUCGCUCGCUGAUAACAUGCGCUCCAUCCCCUCCGUGGUGGACGGGUUGAAGCCGGGGCAGCGCAAGAUUCUGUUCUCCUGCUUCAAGCGCAAACUGCACUCGGAUAUCAAGGUGGCGCAACUGGCAGGGUACGUGUCAGAGCACGCGGCGUACCACCACGGGGAGCAGAGUCUGAUGAGCACCAUUGUGAACCUCGCCCAGGACUUUGUGGGCAGCAACAACGUCCACCUGCUCGUGCCCUCGGGCCAGUUCGGUACUCGGUUGCAGGGCGGCAAGGACGCGGCAAGCCCCAGGUACAUCUACACACGCCUGCACAGGCUGACACGUGUCAUCUUCCCCGUGGCUGACGACGCACUGCUGGAUUACCUGGAUGACGACGGGCAGAGGAUCGAACCCAAAUGGUACGUGCCCAUCCUGCCCCUGGUGCUGAUAAAUGGCAGUGAGGGCAUCGGCACGGGGUGGAGUUCGUACGUGCCGACGUUCAACCCGCGGGACGUGGUGGCGAACCUCAAGAGGCGCAUGAGGGGCGAACCCAUGCUGCCCAUGCACCCCUGGUUCCGCGGCUUCAAGGGUUCCAUCCAGCUGACGUCAGCACGGCAGGGAGGAGGCAACUCCUACACCGUGACAGGUGUCGCGACACGAUUGACCGGCGGCGGCGGCGGCGGGCGCAAGGGCGAGAAGCAGCCCCAGCAGGGUGUGACAGGUGUCACGAUCACAGAGCUCCCCAUCCGAACCUGGACCCAGACCUAUAAGGAGUUUCUAGAAGGGAUGAUGGGAGGAGCGGGUGGUCAUGGUGGUGGGGAGGGAGGGGGAAAGGUGGCGCUGGUUAAGGAUAUGAGGGAGUAUCAUACUGAUACGUCGAGAGCAGAGGGGCAAGAGGAGGAGGAGGGGGAGGAGGCGAGGAGGGAGAGGGAGGAGAGGAGGGCGAGGGCGCAGUGGGCUGUGAUGGAGAAGAGGUUGAAGCUGACGACGACGAUGAACACGGGCAACAUGCAUUUGUUUGAUGCAGCGGGGCGCAUGAAGAAAUAUGAUAGCCCGGAAGAGAUCAUUGAAGACUUUUACGGCAUCCGCCUGGGGUACUACGAGCAGAGGAAGGAGCACCAAGUGGCGCAGCUGCGGCACGAGCUGCUGCGGCUGGACAACCGAGCUCGCUUCGUGCGGGCGGUGAUUCAAGGGGAUGUGGUGAUCACUAACAGGAAGCAGGCUGACAUCGUGGCACAGCUCAAGGCUACUCCUCUAUCUCAUCCUCCUUUCCAUCACCAUCUCCCCCCAUUCGCUCCCCUCGUUUCUCCCCCCCUUCCUCUUGACCUUCCUCAGGCGCGUGGUUUCACCCCUCUCCCCAAGGGCCACGCUGCCGCCCCUGUGGUGGUUGCUGACGUGGACCCGGGCAGCACUGACGUCAGCGCGGAUGGGGAGGACGUGCAUGCUGACGUGGAGAUGGAUGACGUGGAGGCACCAGCAGGACAAAAGACAGGGAAGGGAAAAAACACAGCAAGAGCAGCGGGAAAAGCAGCAGCAGCGGGAACAGCACCGGCAGCAGCAGCACCACCAGCGGCAGCAGCGUAUGAGUAUCUUCUGGGGAUGGCUCUUUGGAGCCUGACGUGGGAGCGCGUGGAGCAGUUGGAGAGGGAGAGGCGGGGCAAGGAGGAGGAGGUGGUGGUGCUUCAGGCGACCUCGCCCCUGCAGCUGUGGGAGAGGGACCUGGACCUGUUUCUGGAGACUCUCGAGGAGGAGGUGGUGGUGCUGCAGGCGAACUCGCCCCUGCAGCUGUGGGAGAGAGACCUGGACCAGUUUCUGGAGACCCUCGAGGAGGAGGUGGUGCUGCUGCAGGCCACGUCGCCCCUGCAGCUGUGGGAGAGAGACCUGGACCAGUUUCUGGAGACCCUCAAGGCUACCUCGCCCCUGCAGCUGUGGGAGAGAGACCUGGACCUGUUUCUGGAGACUCUCGAGGCUACCUCGCCCCUGCAGCUGUGGGAGAGAGACCUUGACCUGUUUCUGGAGACCCUCGAGGAAGUGGAGGCAGAGGCGGCUGAGGAUGAAAGGGAGAGGGAGCGAGCGGCCAAUCAGCACAAGGCACGUGGUAGGAAUGCAGCAGGGAGGAAGGGCGGCAAGCAGCAGGCAGGGGGGCCAAGCAGGGGGAAGAAGGCGGGGGUAACCGGCGGAGGGGGGACCGGGGGAGGGGGAGGAGGAGGGGGCAGGGGGAAGGCAAAGGGAGCAGUUGGAGAAACAGGGAUUGGAGAUGGGGGAAGGCGGGGAGGGGACAGGGCGCAGGGUGGUAUAGGGGCUGCAGUGCCAGUGGACACGCCAACACCAAGACAGUCCACUCCCCGCCACUCCUCCCGCCUCACCCGCACCCAAGCAGCAUCAGCAGCAGCAGUACCACCAACAGCUGCUGCUGCUGCUCCUCCUGAUGCUGCCUCUCCCCAACAGUCGAAUGAACAGGCAGGCACACAGGCACAGGGAAAUACAUACGCACAAGGAGAAAACGAUGCAGAGGGGUCAGGAGGCCAGGGAGGAGAGCAAGAGCAAGAGGAUGUGGAUCCGUCACCGCCCUUCCCACCGCCGUCGCCAGCAGCAGCAGGAGGCAUGAGGGAAUCGCCUCCUGUGAUUGAAAUGACAUCAUCGGAGGAAGGAGGGGCGUUUGGUUUGCAGGUCGGCGGGUUGCGACUGGGUGACUCGGUGUCAGAUGCAGGCGAUACAAGCAACACGAGCAGUGGCAAUGCACAUAACGGCGACACCAGCAAUGGGUUCAACAGUCCAAGUGCUGCCUCUGACCCAUACUCUCUCCAUGCAUCUCCUUCCGCAUCCCCACCGCUCUCCACUCCUCUCCACACCUCUUCCACCCCCAACCCCCCCGCAAGCACAGCCACACCUCCAGCAGCACAUGUAGCAGUGGCAUGA
Messenger RNA from Closterium sp. Naga37s-1, 3366 nucleotides. Lineage: Eukaryota; Viridiplantae; Streptophyta; Zygnematophyceae; Desmidiales; Closteriaceae. The record is from the annotation of a GenBank genome assembly.